AUGCUGGUUGUGAACAAGAGCUUCGACAGGACGGUGGGGGAAGAUGGAGUUGUGAUACUGGCCACGCCCAAGCUGGUCGACGUGCUGCUGAUCGAUGCCACUCGCACUGGCCGUCGAAGACCACGCCCCGGACGGCGCGGCACGGAAAGAACUGUCGAACUGUCACCGUCAUGCCGCUGCUCUCCUUGUGCUGGUCAGACGGGGCUGCUCGACUGCAUCGCGCACGAAGUCGUACUGCUCGACGUUGCACUGUCCGGCUCGACAAUGCCCGUGCUAGAGCACGAUGCCGACGUGGAGCUCGCCGUGGAGGUGGCCGUACUGGUCGCGACCAUGCAGCUCGAGGUUGCGCAGCUCGUUUCGACCCCGCACGCGCUGCUGCUUGAUAAGGACGUGGGGCCCGCCGUGGAAGUGGCCGUGGGCGCCACUCUGCUCGAAACCGCACUGGUCUCGACCGCGCUUCCCGGGGUCGCACCGUGGUCACCUGUGUCGCUGGGCAACGGGGCACGGGAAGUCCAGGUGGUGAACUACGCAGAUGUGCAGGUGGCCACGCUCGAGCUAGCCGCCGUGCUGCUGGAGCCGCUCGUACUCGCCGUCGAAAGAGUCAUCUCGAUCACCGUGGUAUCGAAUGACCCUGGCGUGUCCGUCAGCGUCGUGUCGCGCUGCGCUGCUCGUCGCGACCACGCUCGCGCGGCUGUUCAUGUAGCUAUGAAAGUGGCCAUGGACGUCGCGCUGCUCGAGAUCGUACUGGCCGCGACCGUGCUGCACGAGGUCGCACUGCUGGUCAGUCGCUCUGCUGGUCAUGUGAUACGUGCUGCCAGACAACGAUGCACUGGAUAUCAGGCUGCAGACAUUGCAGUUGUGUUGCUGGGUGCGCUCGAGCACGCCGCCGUGCUGCUGGUGCCGCUCGUACUGGCCAUGGCGGAGCGCGUCUCGUUCAGCGUGGGAUUGAAUGACCCUGUCGUAUCCGUCAGCGUCGUGCCGCUGUACACCGUAGCGCUGGCCGGCGUGGUGCUGCUCGACAGCGUCGCACUUGAACCCGUGCUGUUCGACGUUGCGCUGCGCGUCUCGACUCCGCUCACGCUGCUGCUGCGUGCCAACGUGGGGCCGCUGUGGAGGUGGCUGUGGACGUCCAUGCUCGAGGCCGUGCGGAUCGUGACCGCAGACGGCCGCGCCUUCGACGUCAAGGGCCCGACCUCGCCCGAGAGCACUCCCACCUUGCAGCGCGCGGCCAGUGUCGGCGCCCACGAGAUCCCGACCAUCUCGCGGGGGUGCCUGGCCGUCGGGUUGGCCGUCGGGCUGGCCGAGGAAGAAGCCGUGGGAUUGGGCGUCGGGCAAGGCGUCAGACUGGUCGUGGAGCUGGUCGUGGGACCGGCCGCGGGGCUGGCUGUCGGGCCGGCCGUCGGGCAGGCCGUUAUGCUGCCGGUCGGGCUGGCCGUCGGACUGGCGGCGGGGCUGGCAGCUGGCAGUCCGGCUGGCCGUUGGGCUGGCAAUCCGGUAUUGGCCGUAAGGCUGGCCGUGGGGCUGGCAGUCGGGCUUGCCCUGGGUCUGGCCGCAGAGCUGGCCGCGGGGCUGGCUGUGGGGCUGGCCUCGGGGCUGGCCGUCGGGCUGGCCAUCCGGCUGGCCGUGGGGCUGGCCGUGGGGCUGGCCGUGGGACUGGCCGUGGGCCUGGGGCUGGCAUCCGGGCUGGCUGCGGGGCUGGCCGUGGCAGUGGGGCUGGCAGUCGGGCUGGCAGUCGGGCUGGCCGCGGGGUUGGUCGCCAGGCUGGCCGUCGGGCUGGCCGUUGGGCUGGCCGUCCAGCUGGCCGUGGGCCUGGCAGUCGGGCUGGCCGUGGGGCUGGCAGUCGGGCUGGCCGUCGGGCUGGCCGUGGGGCUGCCAAUCGUGUUGGCCGCGGGGCUGGCCGUGGGGCUGGCAUUCGGGCUGGCUGUGGGGCUGGCCGUGGUGCCCGCGGGGCUGACAGUCGGGCCCGGGCUGGCCACGGGGCGGGCCAACGGGCUGGCCGUCAAGCGGGCCGUGGGGCUGGCAGCCGGCCAGGCAGUGGGGCUGGCAGUCGGGCUGGCCACGGGGCUGGUCGCCAGGCUGGCCGUCGGGCUGGCCGUUGGGCUGGCCGUCCAGCUGGCCGUGGGGCUGGCAGUCGGGCUGGUCGUGGGGCUGGCAGUCGGGCUGGCCGUGGGGCUGGCAGUCGGGUGGGCCGUGGGGCUGUCCGUGGGGCUGGCAGCCGGGCUGGCCGUGGGGCUGGCCGUGGGGCUGGCCGCGAGGCUGGCUGUCGGGCUGGCCGUGGGGCUGGCCGUCGGGCUGGCCGUGGGGCUGGCCGGGCUGGCCGUGGGACUGGCCGUGGGGCUGGCAGUCGGGCGGGCCAUUGUGCUGGCCGUGGGGCGGGCCGUAAGGCAGGCCGCGGGGCCGGCCGCGGGGUUGGCAGUCGGGCUGGCCACGGGGCGGGCCAAAGGGUUGGCCGUCAGGCGGGUGGGGCCGGCAGCCAACCAGGCCGCGGGUGGCAAUCGGGCAGCACGGGGGGCGGGCCGAUGGCCGGCCGUGGGGGUGCCAGCCGGGCUGGCCGGGGGGCUGGCCGCCGGGCUGGCCACGGAGGAAGAAACCGUCGGGCAGACCUCGUAUUUCCGCGGCGGCGCCGGCCACCGCGCCCUCCGCCGCGAAGCCGCCGCCGCCGGCGGGGGGCCGGCAGCGGCAGCGGCAGCGGCAGCAGCAGCGGCGGCGGAAACCGCCGCCAGCCAGGGCGGCAGCGGCGGCCCAGCGCCUGCGGGGGCCGUGCCGGGCCGGCCGCCGGCCGCCUCCGACGGCGGCGGCGGCAGCAGCGGCGGCGGCGGAGGGCCGCCAAGCCCCGGCGGGGCGUCCCGCCGCGCCGCCGCCAGCUGCUUUGCAGCGGCGAAGAGCGGCCCGAGAGAG
Messenger RNA from Prorocentrum cordatum, 2898 nucleotides. The record is from the annotation of a GenBank genome assembly. NCBI's taxonomy places the organism in Eukaryota, Dinophyceae, Prorocentrales, Prorocentraceae.